CUACUGCGCAGGCGCACGACCAAACGGUCGGCGCGGAAGGCUGAAAGUUGUGUUUGAACGGAUGGAAGCAGAGUAGGGGAGGGGAUUUUAUUUGUUAACAGUUUUUUUUUGUUUGUUUUGUUUUGUUGAUCAAUCCAGAAAUGGCGGCGCUGCUAACUCUGUCGCUUUCGGACAGUUCGGUUACAAACAACCAGUCUUUGUCGAGUCGGAGCAGCAACAGGAGUCCGAGAAUCGAAGAAAAUGAACGGAGGAAGAGAGAGGCGGACCCGUUUGUCCUGGCCUUAAAGUACUUCUCUGAAGUCAAAGUGGGCACUCCUGUUGUGGGGAACGAUGAGCUGGAGAACAACCUGGUGCAGGUGGAGAAGGUGGCCUUCACCAUGGGACUGUCCCCAGAGGCCAUCUCUGUUAUGCUGGAGUUUGCUAUGAGCCUGCGCAUGGGGAGCAGUCCAUGUGCGCGGGUGCUCAAGUGUCUGAUACCUGCCUCGGUGGUGCCGCAGGACGCGGUUGUCCGGGCUGUAGUGUGGCUCAGUGUUGGAGCAAUACCCAUCACCACUCAGGUCUUAUUUAUAAAGUGGGUGUUGACUGUAUUUGACAUGAUCGAUGCAAAGGAUAAGCUGCGAGCCAUAUAUGGCAUCAUCUUCAGCUUCGUCACAGAGGAAAAUCUGUGCCCUUUCAUUUGUCACUUGUUGUACCUUUUAACCAGAAAGGAAAGCGUUCGUGUCUUCAGAGUCAGGAAGCUGCUGGAACUGCAGUCUAAACUGGGACGGCAGCCUUUCCUCAUGCACCUCCUGUCACUUUAUAAAGUGUUUUGCCCUGAGCUGUUGACAAUCUCCAUACCAUCACGGAUGAGGAGUGGGUUUAAGAAUCAUAUUUCGCCCUGGAAAUCAGCUCUGAUGGCACUCCAGAAGACGAACAGCGUGAAGGUCGCCCCCGGCAUCACUCUGGCCUUCGCUGUCAAAGAUAAAACCGGCUCUCGGAAACGGAAACUCCACCAGGAGCUGCCCGAGCUGAGCGCCGUCACCAACAAGGAGCCAGAGACGGAGCAGACCAGGAGAGACCUGGUCCCCAUUGUGCAGAUCAGCUCCUUCACUCAGCUGUUGGAAAAUAUACAUCGCAUUGAGCUGCCUGCUCAGAUGGCCUCUCUGCUGGGCUCCAGUCUGGCUCUGCACUACCUGGACUGCGUGCAGGAUGAGUCUGCCCUCCUGCGCCUCAAUUUCUGGCUCGGCUGCGCUCUCCAAGAAGAGUUUUUGUUCUGCAGCGACGGAGGAGCCAACCAAGAGGAAGGUCUGCAGUUCUUAAGCAGGCUGCUGUUUGCGCAGCAAUUCCUCCAGGAGGGGUUUCCCAGUUCUACUGUCUUCCUGUACAAGUUCCUCAACGUUUGGAACGGCUCUCUGCUGUGCCCACAGAUCCUCGGCCUUCUCAGCGACAUUUCUGUCAUUCCCAGCUCGCAGAUCAGAACGCUCCUGUUAGAGCCACUCAUGCAGCUGUUCUUCACAUCCUCGCUCUUUUUUAAGUGUGGACUCAUUGAAUGUUUAAACACCAUGCUGGUAAAGUGGCUGACCUGGCACUCUGUGUACACGUUGGACGAUGACCCGGACAUCAGCCUCGACGGCCACACGUCCGUAAACAUAACCCUGUCAGGGUUCAGGGACUCUGUGAUGGAGCUGGUUCAGUUUGUGGGUCAGCUGGCCUCCGUGGGCCUCCAGCUGGAGGGCUGCCACUCUCUCCUGCUCAGCUUUAUUCUGGAUUUCUACGAGACUGUGUGUGACACUUUCCUGAAGUUUGGCCUUCACCUCAUCAUCAUGCCUCCUCCAGGAGUUUUUUACCCGGCCUUUUUUGCCACCGACCCGGUCAGCGUGGACAGACUGGCCUACAUCAUGUGCAGGUACAAAGCCAACCUGAUGUCGGCCAAGAUUCAGGAGAAAGUGACCGAGAAGGCCUUUCACAUCAGCCGGCAGACUUUCCGACAGUUCAACCAGUACCUGAUUUUCAUGGUCAACUGCCUGUGGAACUCCAGCAUGUAUUCUCCAGAGACGGAGCUGCUCCUGUCAGAGGAGCUGCUCGCGAAGAGCAACGUCCCGCAGUACUGGACCUACUUCGACUUCAUCCACCACCCAGCCUUCAUGAGCUACGCCGUGGACUUCCACCAGAUGUGUUGGCCGGACAGAAAGAACAUGGACCUCAAUUCCAUCAAGCAAUCCAAGCCGUGGAGCUGGUACCUGCAGUAUCUGGUCACCCAGGGCUUUGACGGCCUUAAAGACUUUAUUAAGGAUACCAUCAAAGGUGUGGUGACGACGGGCAGCGGGGAUGAAAGCGCGACGCUGAGGCAGCAGCUCGACUCUGCGUAGAACAAAAAAGAACCACUUGUAUCAUAAGAAUGUGUAUUUAAAAGACAUUGCGUAUUUAAUCUCUUCCGCUCAUCUGCUUCCUGCAGGUUGUUUUUAUAAUUUACAUCAUUUUUCUGACGCUAUAAGGCUCUUUUUAGUUGCUUGUGAUGCAUGAAUUUUGCCGUGUAAAUAAAGUGUUGAUAUUUUA
Molecule: messenger RNA, 2535 nt
Organism: Fundulus heteroclitus (mummichog)
Lineage: Eukaryota; Metazoa; Chordata; Actinopteri; Cyprinodontiformes; Fundulidae
Gene: cenpi
Product: centromere protein I
Exons: 20
Coding region: 141-2348 (735 amino acids)
Cellular component (GO): kinetochore
Source: RefSeq, a predicted model, not a curated record